AUGGGUUGCUGUAUAAGUAAACCAGGCCGAACCCAAUCUAUACAUAUUUCAAUACCUCAAUCCAGGGGGCCUACACAAGAGAUUCCUGAACUUCCUCGCUCAAGUACCCUUCCUCACCGUGCAAGAGCAAACGAAAAUCCUACAUAUUUUAUAUGUCCAUAUUGCCUUGGAGAGUUUCGUGAAUCAAUAACUCUUCAAGGGUUCACCGACCACUUACUUUUCUGUAUAAGAAACGGUCCAAUUUCAAAUUCAGCGCCGAAAAAACAGUUCUCUCACCUUUCGAAAGAAUCGCCUUAUAUUACCAAGAUUGAAUGGUUCCGUGACCAAAUAAAUGGGAUCAGAAUUCCAUGGCAAUCUGAGUCUAUGAAACUAAUAAUACAAAGAGAUAAUUUCUUGAUAACGUCAAUGGCUCAUUUGCUUACAUAUACAAUCCAAGAUCUGCAUAAAGAAUUCCAGAUUACUUUUGAGGGUGAAUUAGGGAUGGAUGCUGGCGGGGUUCUUAAUUUUCUGUCUUGAAGAGCAAAUAUAGUUGAUAAUUCUAAAUGGCCAAUUUCUUGAAUAAACAAGAAAUGUUUAUAUAUAAAUUAAUUUAAAUAAAUUUAUAUAUAAUUAAUUAUUAUAAUAAAUGCAAUUUUUCUGCUAUUACUCUUAAAUCUUAUGCUGGCUUUAUAUAUAUUUUUUUACACAAAAGAAAAAAAAAACCUCAAAGAUCUUGAUCACUCUCAGUUUAGAAAGAGUUAGAGAAUGAUUGACAUUACUGAUGAAAACUUUGUUUUCAACUGACCAUGGUCUAUUUCAGUUUACUAACUCAAAGUGCUUGAGUUAUACUUUUCCUGACGUGAUCGAUAAAGCAAGAAGUGACGAAUAUGUUUUUAUGGGGAAAUUAAUGGGAAAAGCUCUGUUCGAAAAUAUCCCAAUUAAUUGUCAGCUGUCAAGAAUAAUUUUCAAACACAUUGUUGAAGAAGAAAUUGUGUUAGGAGACCUAACUUUUGUAGACGAGGAUCUAUACAGGUCUUUGAUUUUUAUAAGAGAAAAUCCUAUUGAAGACGUAUUUUUUGAAACUUUUCAAGUCCAAAAACCAAAGGAUAAGUUCAUUCUCAAAGAAGGUGGAGAAAAUGAAAAAGUUACUGAAGAAAGCAAGCAGGAAUAUAUAGACCUGCGAUUUCGAUUUGAAACCCAAGAUUUAAUUAAACAAGGCUUAGAACUAAUAAUGCAAGGCUUCUAUUCAGUUAUUCCAAAGCCUUUGAUAAUAUUUUUCACAGCCGAAGAGUUAGAGCUUGCUUUGUGUGGGCUUCCUUAUAUUGAUAUCCAGGAUUGACAAGAGUUUACAGAAUACCGUGAUGAGUUUUCAGUAAAUCAUCAAGAUGUCAAAUGAUUUUGGGAAAUCAUAGAAAGCUUUACUCAAGAGCAGCUUUCUGAUUUAUUAAUGUUCGUCACUGGAACCCCUAGACUCCCAGUUGAAGGUUUUUCUUCUCUUACUCCGCCCCCUCCGUGAGUGAACAAAACCAUUAGAAAAAUCGCUAUUUUUUGCCCAAAAACCCACCCUCCGUGAGUGAACAACAUUUUUUUAAUAGAAAAAUUUUUUAUGGAAAAAAAAAUUUGAUAUAUAAAUGAUAAUUAUUAUAAUGAAAUCUAGAGCUAAUUCUGUUUAAUUUUAAACAAAUUGCUUUUUAAAACAUAAGUUUUACAAAUUAAAUUAAUAUUUGCUUCCCAAUUUUUGCGAAUCAGGAUUUUUUUAAUUUCGAAAAAAAUUUUUUUUUAUAAAAUUUAUAUAUAAAUUUUUUUAAAAAAAAAAUUAACCCCCCUCCGUGAGUGAACAAAAUUUUUUUGUUCACUCACGAAGGGGGGAGUUAGAACUAUAAGAGGAGAUGCUGCAAGAUUUACGCUUGAGCCAAUGAAUUAUGAAGAAAAUAAACUGACGCUACCAAGAGCUCACACUUGUUUUAAUAGGCUUGAUCUGCCAAGAUAUCCAUCCAAAGAAAUUAUGGAAAAAGGACUGCUUUAUGUGCUGAAUAACCAUGCUCUUGGUUUCGGAAAUGAGUAA
Molecule: messenger RNA, 2044 nt
Organism: Blepharisma stoltei
Lineage: Eukaryota; Ciliophora; Heterotrichea; Heterotrichida; Blepharismidae
Source: the annotation of a GenBank genome assembly